Plasmodium cynomolgi strain B is the source of this 525-nucleotide messenger RNA. RefSeq names its product basic transcription factor 3b. The coding region runs from base 1 to 525 and encodes 174 amino acids. The record is from RefSeq and is a predicted model, not a curated record. Gene Ontology annotation, cellular component: nascent polypeptide-associated complex; cytosol. Lineage: Eukaryota; Apicomplexa; Aconoidasida; Haemosporida; Plasmodiidae. The transcript has a single exon.
AUGGACAAAAUAUCGCCAGAAAUUUUAGCCGCGAGGGCGAAGCUGAAGGAGAAAAUGGGAGGGAACCUGAGACAAAUCGGUGGCAAAGGAAGUGCAAGAAGGAAAAUAAAAAAGGUACAUAAAAACUCCAUGUCCAAUGAGAAGAAAAUUAAUUUAAUUUUAAAAAAAAUCGGUGCUUCCUACUUUGGGGACGUCGAUGAGAUAUGUGUUUACAAAGCAGGAGAUACAUACAUGGAGUUUAAAAGGCCAAAGCUAUCUGCAUCGUUACAAUCCAACACGUAUGUCGUGACAGGGAAGUUCACAGAACAGAAAAUCGAUAUUAACAAAAUAUUUGAGGGGCUGAAAGGAAACAAAAAUGUCGAUAUGAAUCUAUUGGAGAAAAUUAAAAAUGACCCGAAUAUAAAAAAUUUGCUUAAUAAGGAAAAUAAUGGGAAUGAGAAGAAGGAGGAAGCUGCGGAGGAAUCAGCUGACGUGCCGGAUCUCGUUGAGAAUUUUGAGGAGGUUUCCAAGGAGGAGGAGAAGUAA